CAAGCCUUCACAAAUCCAAAUGUGUGGAUGGGGCGAUUGGCUUAGCUUGCCUAGGUUUGCGAGCGCUUGUCGCUGAUCCGAUCGAGUGUCGGCUUUUUGGGCACAAAUCAAAGGAAGUUUGCGGUCCAUCCACAUGUUUGUGCCUUAUUAGUAUCGCUUGCGCGAGUUUCACCUUAGUGAAAAAAAUGAGCGGAGGAGUGGUAGAAUGGUCGAUUGAUAAAGCUCUACGCUUUUUAGAGCUUUAUCAAGGAGAACCAUGUAUUUGGAACCCGAAAGAUAAGGAGCACAAGGACAAGAAAAAAGUUGCAGAUGCAUGGAACCGGCUCAGUGAAACUUUAAAAAUUUCCGUGAAAGAGUUAAAAAACAAAAAAGAAAUACUGAUGGUCACAUUCCGAAAACAUUUUAAGAAGAAGCAAGAUUGUAUUCGUUCUGGCUCAGGUGCAGGUGAAAUUUACGAACCUACAUGGUUCGCCUACCAAUUGAUGGAGUCGUUUCUCCUCCCCGUAUAUACGAGAAACACGGGUCUCAAUUCGAAAACGCAAUCAACGCCAAAACCAGAAGCCAACGAUACGGAAAACGAUACUGAGACGACAGAAAACCACAACAACCUGGAGGGACCCUCAAAUUUCAUCGCUGCCAGUUCAUCUACGCCAUCAACAAAUAAAUCUACGGAGAAAACGCGUCGUCGCCAACAUCAGGAUAUGGCUGAACAACAAAUGGCCUCGGCGUUUAGCCAACUGACUAAUGCAUUAAGUCAUAGAUCUUCGGAGGUAGUCAAAGAAGAUGACGAAUGUGAUCUUUAUGCUAAGCUCCUAGCUAAAAAAAUAAGGGAACUGCCUAAAGACGAUAGGCGAUUAUUGAUGUACGAAAUAGACGGCCUAUGUAUUAGGCGAAUUAACCGGAGGUCAUUUUCGCGUGAUACACCAUCUCCUAACUAUUUCGAACCUUAUGCCCGUAGUUAUACCGCAAACCGGCCAUCAAGUGCUCAAACCUCAUAUUCAGAACCCAGCUCAAAACUGUUCAUAUCUUCCCAUGACUACGAACAUCGUCCGAAAUCAUGACAGGUCAUCCACUCCAUUACCGCCACCCGCUGAAAAUAUCACGCAGCCCAACCUAACUCUUUGAAUCCAUCUUCAAACUCCAUGAACAUUUUAUCUGAAGAAAUAAUAGUGCCCUCCAACAACACCUUGAUUAACGAAGCACUCCAGAAUACAUUUCUAAACUUUGAAGAUCAAAAUAUUGAAUAAUUUCAUUGUAUUUACGUGUUGUGUAUUUAAUUAAAAUUAUUUUUCAUGCUCUAAAAAUGUGUCUUGUUUUCUAAAGUGCAAACUUAGUAGACUAGUGUACUAACCUGCAUAUAAU
Molecule: messenger RNA, 1362 nt
Organism: Pieris rapae (cabbage white)
Lineage: Eukaryota; Metazoa; Arthropoda; Insecta; Lepidoptera; Pieridae
Exons: 3
Coding region: 186-1061 (291 amino acids)
Source: RefSeq, a predicted model, not a curated record